Hirsutella rhossiliensis is the source of this 1359-nucleotide messenger RNA. RefSeq names its product reverse transcriptase (RNA-dependent DNA polymerase) domain-containing protein. The transcript has 3 exons. The record is from RefSeq and is a predicted model, not a curated record. Lineage: Eukaryota; Fungi; Ascomycota; Sordariomycetes; Hypocreales; Ophiocordycipitaceae. The coding region runs from base 1 to 1359 and encodes 452 amino acids.
AUGUCACGAGAAGAGCUGUUGGUCUUGCGAAAGACCCUGAAAGACCUGCUGGACAGAGGAUUCAUCCGAGCGACGCGACCGAUACCCACUGCCCUCAUCGCGGAGACCCUGCAGAAUCUGGCCAAGGCUAAGUGGUUCACCAAGUUGGACGUGGUGGCCGCUUUCCAUAAGAUCCGCAUGGCUCCGGGACAUGAGGGAAAGACUGCAUUUCGCACGAGGUUUGGGCUCUACGAGUGGCUCGUGUGCCCUUUCGGCCUGAGCGGCGCCCCGGCAUCAUUCCAACGAUACAUGAACAGUGUAUUGCGCGAAUGGCUGGACGACUUUGUCACAGCGUACCUGGAUGAUGUACUGAUCUACUCGAGCGGUUCGAAGGCGGAUCAUGAGGCUAAGGUGCGACGAGUUCUCCAAGCACUCGCCGACGCUGGGCUGCACCUAGACCCAGCGAAGUGCGAGUUUUCGGUACAAGAGGUCAAAUACCUUGGCUUUCUGGGCUUCGCCAACUAUUACCGGAUCUUCAUCCCCGACUAUGCCAAGAUCACGCAGUCUCUGGAUGCCCUGCUUAAGAAAGGAACUGCCUUUCAUUGGGGACGAGCGGAGAACGAGGCGUUUCAGGAGCUGAAGCGACGAUUUUGCGAGUCACCGGUGCUCAAGCAGUGGGACCCGAGCCUCCCGACCUUUUUGGAGACGGAUUGCUCAGGCUACGCAUUGGGAGGCGUCCUGUCGCAGGAAGGCCCAGAUGGACGUCGACACGCAUGCGCCUUCUUCUCGAAGCGACUUUCGCCAGCGGAGUACAACUAUCCCAUUCACGACAAGGAGAUGCUUGCCAUCAUGAGAUGUCUCGACAACUGGAACGCCGAACUUAGGAGCUGCGGCCCAUUUACAAUCCUUACCGAUCACCGCAACCUGGAGUAUUUCAUGACACGCCAGAAGCUCACGGAACGGCAGAGCCGUUGGGCAGCCGAAUUGUCCCAGUUCGACUUCAAGCUCGAGUAUCGACCGGGAAGCGAGGCUGUCGUGCCUGAUGCGUUGUCCCGCCGUGAACAAGACAAGCCACAGGGCAUUGACGACGAGCGGGAACAAGGAAGAAUGAUACAGUUGAUACCGGAUAGUGCCAUUCCAUCAUCGACAAGAGCAUGUAUCAACGCGAUGAGUUCUGACUGUUCAGAGGCAUCCACCCUGCCGAAGAUGAAGGUCUUCGAGGUAGCGGACCUGCAGCAACUCUGGGACGAAACGGUGGCGAAGGACUCGAUAUUCCGGGCAGCCUAUAAGGCAGUCCGCGAUCGCGAGCGUGCCUUCCCGCCCUCGCUGGGCCUGAAGAUCCAGAUUUCAGAAUGUGCGAUCGACGCAGGCAAAGGCUGA